Molecule: messenger RNA, 932 nt
Organism: Cydia amplana
Lineage: Eukaryota; Metazoa; Arthropoda; Insecta; Lepidoptera; Tortricidae
Exons: 6
Coding region: 7-918 (303 amino acids)
Biological process (GO): copper ion transmembrane transport
Cellular component (GO): plasma membrane
Molecular function (GO): copper ion transmembrane transporter activity
Source: RefSeq, a predicted model, not a curated record
UCAGCCAUGCAUAUGUGGAUGUGGUUCGGCUACGACCUCGGGCCUUUCCUGUUCUCCGGCCUCGACAUCACCACGCGCUGGCAGUUCGCUCUCACCUGGAUAGUGCUGUUUGUGGUGGCGCUUCUAUUUGAAGGUUCUAAGGUGUACUUGGCGCGAGUGCAGCGCUCCGCCCAAAAACUGCUGUAUCCUAAUAGGUCUGACGAGCGACGGAAUCUGCUGUGCCGGGACCUCCCCGUCGAGCCAGGGACCAGCCGCAACGCGAGUCAGGGCCAGGUGGGAAGAUGGGCGUCUUUUAGGACCAGGAUGCUAGUGAACUCCCACCAAACCUUCGUGUUCGCGGCCCACAAUAUAGUCGGUUACCUGCUGAUGUUGGCGGUGAUGAUCUACAACGUGGAGCUGAUGCUGGCGGUGGUGCUGGGCAUGAUGACAGGUUACUUCCUCUUCGGGCCGAAGCUUACGAGACUGCAAAUGCAAUGCUUCCGCACAAAACGCGUCGUGAUAUGCACUCCUGAAUGCGACGACACGGCUGAAACCUCCACCCCGCCGCUCCUGGACGCGUCUCUCACCACGGAAUCCGACUACUUCAUCUGCCAAACGCGCACCUGCAUCCAGCCGUCCCACUACUUCCGCGCCAGCUCGUCUCAGGAGACCCCAGCCAGCUGCCACUUCGGCGCCAAGUGUCCGUCCAAAGUGGCCAAAGCUAAAACUUUACAGAAACAUUGUCACGAAGAGGAGCCGACCGUGGAAGACGCGCAGUUGCUAGGCGACAGUUGCUGUAAUAAAGAGGUGGAAGUCCACCAGCCUUCUAGCUCGUGCUGUAACCAGGAUACUCCUGAACAGGUGAGAGAGGAGAGCCCUAAGAUAACUUGCUGCAGCGCGAAAGGGACGCCAACUGAUAGUCAGGAGCAGAUUAUUUGAUAGGUUUUUUGAAU